Anastrepha obliqua is the source of this 1728-nucleotide messenger RNA. RefSeq names its product lysosomal acid glucosylceramidase-like. Gene Ontology annotation, molecular function: glucosylceramidase activity. The transcript has 9 exons. Gene Ontology annotation, biological process: glucosylceramide catabolic process. Bases 16 to 1638 code for a protein of 540 amino acids. NCBI's taxonomy places the organism in Eukaryota, Metazoa, Arthropoda, Insecta, Diptera, Tephritidae. The record is from RefSeq and is a predicted model, not a curated record.
AUAAAUAACAGCAAAAUGGAAAAAAGUUUGAGCUCUUUAAAGUGCUUAGUUGUAAUUUGCUAUGUAGCAAGUUUUGUGGCUAUCUCAUUUCAAGAAAGUACUCCAUGUGAUCGUAGAGAAUAUACAACUGGUUUAGUUUGUAUUUGCAAUGUCACCUAUUGUGAUUACCUAGACGAUCCAACACCAACGAAUAUAAGCGAAUUUGUUAUUGUAUCUACAUCGAAGGCUGGUCUGCGAUUUGAAACUACAACUGGUGUACUAAAUGCCUCCGAAAGUAUAAGCGUUCUAAAUUACAAUCAGAGCACAGACGCAGAAGGGGUUGGAAGAGCGGCAGCUCGAAAGGUAUCGCUUGUGGUCGAUCGUGAGCAACGUUUGCAGAACAUUACUGGCUUCGGUGGUUCAUUUACGGGCUCCGUAAGUUAUAUUCUGGAUAAGUUGCCACAAGAACUGCAAGAUCAUUUAUAUAAAUCCUUUUACUCGUCAAGCGGCAUUGGUUUCAAUUUGAUGCGUACUCCAAUUGGUGGUUGCGAUUUUGAUUUGGAGGCCUGGGCGUAUAAUGAACUGCCCGAAAACGAUACCGCCCUGAGCAAUUUCACAAAGUUAGAUCCACGCGAGGAGAAAAGAAUUGAACAAAUUAAACGUUUGAAGCUGGUAUCGAAUGUAGAAAAUUUGCGUAUUAAAGCUGCCGCCUGGAGCUCCCCACCUUGGAUGAAAACUAAUAACGCGUGGACUAGAUGGAGUCGCUUAAGGCCAGAAUACUAUCAGACAUGGGCUGAUUAUCAUUUACGUUGGCUUGAAUUAUGGGAAGAGAGUGGUUUACCCAUUUGGGCUGUAUCUACCGGUAAUGAACCCUCGAAUGGCGUGAUUUUUAUGUCAUUCGCCAAAUUCAUGAGUUUAGGUUGGACACCGAGGAAACAGGGUAUUUGGUUAUACGAGAACUUCGGCCCAACAAUACGCUCCAAAUAUAAAGAUAUGCUUAUAUUCGGCAAUGAUGAUCAGCGUUACUCGUUCCCUUUUUGGUUCAAAUUGAUGAAUUCUUCGCGCCCCAACUCAAUCGACUAUCUCGAUGGAUUGACAGUACAUUUUUAUUGGGAUGAGAUUUUAAGGCCUACGUUUAUUGAUAUCGCUCAUAGAGCGAUGCCAGACAAAAUCAUGCUUGUUACAGAAUCUUGUAUUGGUGAUAAGCCUUGGCAAAAAGCAGCACCUAUUCUGGGCUCUUGGAAACGUGCUGAGAAAUACGCCCGAGCUUUUCUUCAAGAUUUCCAGCACAAUUUUAAUGGUUGGAUCGAUUGGAACAUUGUGUUGGAUGAAGAGGGUGGCCCGAAUUACGUUAAGAAUUUCGUUGACGCACCAGUGAUUGCGAAUAUGACAAACCUGGUCGAGGUAUACAAACAACCGAUAUUCUAUAUUAUGGGUCACUUCUCGAAGUUCGUACCGGAGGGUUCAGUACGUAUUGCUGCUGAGGCUACAAACGUUAAUGUAGAUACGGUUGCAUUCUUGAGGCCAGAUGGCAGCGUGGCGAUUAUUGUUUUCAAUAGUGGUUACGCCAGCGUUGAAGUGAACAUUUCGGAUAAAAAUAGUGGCUCAAUUAAGUUCCAGAUACCUCCAAAAUCUAUUCAUACCGUUGUCUAUAAUUAAAAUGUGUACUCGUAUGUAAAACAUAACGCACGGAAGAUUGUUUUUCCUUGCAAGUCUUGACUAUUUUUAGUUAAUUGUUAUGUAGAAGUA